UUCAGUCAAGAAAUAGCUCGAGAGUUGCCGUUCACGACUACGCAGUAAUCCAGCAUUCCGGACUUGUGCGGUACAAAUCUUCUUGGUCUUACCGUCACACACGUUAGUCCUUGUUAUGUUCACGUUGAGAUUCAUAGCGAUAGCACCUGGUUCCACACGGGAACGUGCUCAUCUUCCGAUUCUUCCCCAUCAGUGCUUCAACAUUUGAUUACGUGCUGCGCCACAGUUGUUAAUGUCUUAUUUUUAUCCCUUAGCUACCGACUACCAUACGAUAAACACGACACCGGGGAUCCUUAAAAGCCAUGUAUUCUCUCAUCAAGGAGACAACGUUCCCAGAGAACACUCGGUCAUCCACCAAUGGCUCUCACCUUCUUUUGGAUCCUUGCUGUGCCCCCUCUCUUGUGCAGCGCGCUCCCGUCUACUACACCUCAUGUAGGCAUUAGCAUCCCUUUGUCGAAACGUACACCGCAGCUUUCCGUCAAUGGAGUCGUCGACCGUGAUUUCCUCAAUGCACAGGUCAACAAGGUUCAUAAUAAAAUCGCGCGGGGUUUCGCAGCAUACAAGAAGAACACAGGAAAAGUGCACCCCAGUAACACCAAGCAUAUUACUCGACGGAGCACUGGAGCCGAUGCACUGCAAGAUGAUUCUCAAGUUCUUUGGCAAGGCACCGUUCAAGUUGGAACCCCAGCUGUGAAUUUCACUGUGGACUUUGAUACCGGCAGCAGUGAUUUCUUCCUUCCUGGUCCUGAUUGCGACUCAAGCUGUGACGGGCAUACGAUCUACAAUACAUCCAGCAGCUCUUCAGCCGAGGAUCAGGACCAGAAGUUCAGCUUGGCUUAUGGUGAUGGUUCAACUGUGGAAGGGAACAUCUUUACAGACACAUUCACUAUCGCAGGGCUGACCGGAACCAAUCAAUCCAUUGGAGCAGCAACAACAUACUCCUCCGGAUUCUCCAUCGACAAUUUCCAACCAGAUGGUCUCGUCGGAAUGGCCUUCAAAGAAAUAUCCGACUUCGGCGACGACCCCGUAUUCCAAACUCUUGUCAGUCAAGGCGUAGUGACUGCGCCAGAAUUUGCGUUUGAGCUCAGCACCUCCGGCGCGGAGUUGUUCUUGGGUGGCGUCAACACGAACAAGUUUACUGGUUCUUUCACCACGAGUCAAGUCUCCAAUACUGGAUUUUGGCAGAUCAGUAUGGAUUCCGCAAAUGUUGACGGAGAAGCCGUGGUCGGGAAUUUGUCUGCUAUCAUUGAUACCGGAACCACAUUGAUUAUCGGAGACACAAAGAGCGUCUCUGAACUCUAUGAUUCGAUCAGUGGUUCCAAAGAUGCUUCGCAGACAGUAGGCGAUGGUUACUUCACCGUUCCUUGCGAUAGCAUUCCCAAUAUUAGUUUAACUUUCGGUGGAAAGGCAUUCUCGAUUAGUGCAGAUACUUUCAAUGUAGGUCAAGCUGAGCAAGGAUCGUCUGAUUGCAUUGGCGGCAUUGUCGGUGAAGACGUCGGAGAUGCAUGGGUCGUGGGGGACGUCUUCCUUCAGAACGUGUACACCUCAUUCAAUGUCGAGAACGAAACAGUAGGAUUUGCGAGUCUCGCGUAACUUGUUAGAAUGAGAAAUAUCUGGUAGUAUCUGUGAGAUAUAUAGUACAGCUCUGUAUCAAGUUCGAAUAUUCGAAGGCUAUCCAUUUUCU
Messenger RNA from Guyanagaster necrorhizus, 1684 nucleotides. RefSeq names its product acid protease. Gene Ontology annotation, molecular function: aspartic-type endopeptidase activity. NCBI's taxonomy places the organism in Eukaryota, Fungi, Basidiomycota, Agaricomycetes, Agaricales, Physalacriaceae. The record is from RefSeq and is a predicted model, not a curated record. The coding region runs from base 358 to 1593 and encodes 411 amino acids. Gene Ontology annotation, biological process: proteolysis. The transcript is spliced from 10 exons.